Messenger RNA from Cydia amplana, 1610 nucleotides. It is a transcript of the gene UGT42A1, whose product is annotated as UDP-glycosyltransferase UGT5-like. Bases 49 to 1587 code for a protein of 512 amino acids. The record is from RefSeq and is a predicted model, not a curated record. The transcript has 4 exons. Gene Ontology annotation, molecular function: UDP-glycosyltransferase activity. Lineage: Eukaryota; Metazoa; Arthropoda; Insecta; Lepidoptera; Tortricidae.
UUGCGGCCGCUCAGUUAGUCUCCUGCCGCGGUACAGACCACCAAUAAAAUGAAAAUAAUAGUGAAUGUUUUGUUUGCAAUUUCAGUGUGUAGUUUAGCAGUUAGUGAUGUGAACUCUUUGAAAAUUUUAGCCGUGAACCCGUAUCAAGGAAAGAGUCAUUAUUUUGUAUUUCAACCUUUGUUGCUCGAACUGGCGAAAAGGGGACACGAUGUCACCUCCAUAUCGUAUUUUCCGCAGAAACAAUCAGUCAAAAACUUCACCGACAUCUCACUAGCCGGUUCAGUGGAAAUUUUGGAAGAUGUAUUUCCUAUUGAAAAGUCGUACUUGAGUGUAUUAUCCAUAGCUAUAUUUUUAGUUACCAGCGGUACGGAUAAUUGCAGAGUAUUGUUACAAAAUCAAGAAGUGCUAAACUUAUGGAAAUCUAAAACAAAUUUUGAUGUAAUAUUAGUUGAGCAGUUCCAAAGUGAUUGUGCCCUGGGAUUAGCAUAUGAGUUAGGAGCGCCGGUGGUUGGUCUGACUUCACAUACUCCGAUGACCUGGCAUUACGGCCGCUUCGGCAUGUCCCUCAACCCAUCAUAUGUUCCAUCGUUAUUCUUUGGAGGGGGAACUAAACCAACUCUAUACCAACGUAUUGAGGCUUUCUUCUUCAAUGCUUACUUCAAUACUUUAUACAAUUGGUACGCUCAAAGAACCGAUCAGAAUACUUUGUCGCAAUAUUUCGAUGAUGUGCCUCCGUUGGAAGAGUUGGGGAGACAAAUGAAGUUCUACCUUACGUACAAGAACCCUAUCUUGUUUGGGUCGUCGUUGAUUCCUGAAAAUGUCAAAGAGGUUGGAGGUUAUCACGUUGCGGCACCAAAACCGUUGUCAGGCGACCUCAAGAAGUUCAUCGACGAGGCAGAGCACGGAGUGAUCUACAUCAGCUUCGGCUCGAUGCUGCGGGCGACCACCACUCCCCGUGAUAAGCUGGAGGCCAUCAUCAGUGCCGUGUCUGAGCUGCCCCAGAGGAUCGUGUUCAAGUGGGAAGAACCGAACCUCCCUGGAAACCCGAAAAAUAUUUACGUCUCCAACUGGCUGCCACAGAACGACAUUUUAGCCCACCCGAACGUGAUAGCUUUUUACUCCCAUUGUGGCCUAUUGGGCACAACAGAAGCCAUCCACCAUGGUGUGCCUGUGUUGGGCAUGCCAAUCUUUGGGGAUCAGCCCUCAAACGCAGCCGCGGUUGAAGAAAGCGGCCUUGGCGUUCGGAUCGACAUUACGACCCUGACUAAGGAAGAAUUGCUUAGCAAGUUCAAAAUAAUUUUAGAUCCUAAAUUCAGGCGUAAAGUAAAACAAAUUUCCAAGGCAUGGCACGACCGCCCAAUGUCUGCAAUGGACACUGCUAUCUACUGGAUAGAAUACGCGGUCAGAAACAAAGAUUUCAACUUCCGCUCGCCCGCAGCCGAUCUGCCUCUCUACAAAUACUUUAACCUAGACGUUAUAGCUAUAUUUACAUGUAUAAUCUACGUCCUGAUUUAUGUUAUUAAAUCUGUGUUUAGUUUAAGAAAAACGCAAUCGCGCAAGCAGAGUAAGAAAUCUAAGAAGGCGUAGUUUUGUGAAAUUUUCAUGUGCGU